Molecule: messenger RNA, 435 nt
Organism: Alnus glutinosa
Lineage: Eukaryota; Viridiplantae; Streptophyta; Magnoliopsida; Fagales; Betulaceae
Exons: 4
Coding region: 1-435 (144 amino acids)
Cellular component (GO): chloroplast
Source: RefSeq, a predicted model, not a curated record
AUGGAUGUCUGUAAUGGAAGAGGGACAGAACAUGGAGAGGGAUGGCUUGCUGCUGCAAUGGUGACUUGUGAUUGUGGAAGACUUGUUGAUGCAGAGAUGUUCAACCCUUUAGCAGCAAAAGCAGCCACCAUAAGUUUGUCAGCAUUUGGACUGGGAGGGCCAUUUGGCUUUGGUAACUUCUCUAAGAAGUGGAAGAAGCAGAAGAAGUCUGAGCCGUCCAGCAAGAGGGAACCCUCUUCUGAGAAAGGAAAUGUAUCAAAACACGAGGCACUGGGAAAUGCUUGGUUAGAAACAGGAAACUGCCCAAUUGGCAAGACCUACAGAGCAGUGAGCCGUGUCCUCCCUCUUGUGGCAACAGCUCUUCAGCCACCACCUGGUAUGAAGUUUAGAUGCCCUCCAGCAGUAGUUGCUGCAAGUAGGGCCAUAAAUUUUUGA